GUUUUUUUUUUCAGGGCUGGAGCUGAAAUCUGCAGGACUGCGACUCUCUAGGACCGAACUUGCCUACCCCUGAUUUAGAUGGUUAAACAUUAGGUAGAGGUGAGCUAUAAACCUCGCUGAUGGUGAUCAAUAAGGUUUUUAUCAAGUGGAAAUCUCUGCUUGUUUCCAGUCGAGAAGCAGGUGUGAGACUUUCCAUUCCCAACAGGUAAAGAUAAGCAGAUUAAGGAUGUAGAGUCUCGGGGAUAAACUGGAGUGGAGGAAUGAGAUACGAGUUCACAAAGGGCUGAGAGGGUGAGAGUCAUGGAGUCUAAUACAGUAAGCAGUAGGAUGGUGUUGGAGUCAGGGAGAUUCGGAAAGUGGAUCAAGUGUUGUCAGAGAUGACACACAGAUUGUACCAAGAAGAUUAAGAUGUUUAAUGUCGAAUGCGAGCAGGCAGGCAGACGGAGCUCUCACCAUCUAACCCCACCGCCCUGUCUCCCCUUACAGACUGUCAGCAAGUACAACUCUCAGUACCACAAACUUUUCCAGAACAUUCCCAAAGAGGAGAUCCUCAUGAAAGUGUACUCGUGCGCUCUCCUAAGGGACAUCUUGCUGCAAGGACGACUCUAUAUCUCCCGCAACUGGCUGUGUUUCUACGCUAACCUGUUUGGCAAGGACAUCAAGGUGGCUAUUCCUGUAGUUUCAGUUCGUCUGGUAAAGAAGCACAAAACAGCUGGUCUGGUCCCUAAUGGCCUCGCCAUCACUACAGACACCAGUCAGAAGUAUGUUUUUGUCUCACUCCUGUCUCGGGACAGCGUCUAUGAUGUCCUCAGGAGAAUUUGCACCCAUCUGCAGGUCAAUGGGAAGAAGAGUCUGAGUCUAAAGCAGUAUCUCGAAGAGCCUGGCUCUCUGUCAACUGAUGAGUUCCCGGUGACCAGCGCUUACCCUGCCGUGUUAAAAUGGCGCAGGAAGCCUUCAGUCCCAUCCGUCUCCUCAUCUCUCCCUGAUCUUUUGGGAAAUUCCAGCAGCAGUGCAGAAAAGCCUUCGUUUACAAGUGAAACACAACUGCAAGAGAGACAUCUCGAGGCUGAGGAUAUUCUGCUGACUGAGCCUGUACCAGAGCUAGGUCACAUGGAGUAUCAGCUCCUCAAGUUCUUCAUCCUGCUUAUAAUCCUGCUGAUUAUGUCAUCCUGUUACCUGGCUUUCCGUGUGUGCAGUCUGGAACAGCAGCUCUCCUUCCUCAGCACACAGCCUACAUUACCCAUGAGAGAGAGGUAACACUGGUUUAAAAGUGGCUUUGCUCCUGUCCAGUGUAGCCAUUAGCAGAUAGAAAAGAAUCACUUAAUGGAUUCUUGGACAGAAUUUUUACUGAUCCAUUACUGACCAACAGCAGAGGAGGGAAAUGAUGCUCAGUUUGGUCAGCUGGUACUUUCUUGUCAAGACUGAUGAACUAAUUUGACAUAUAAAGUAGUUCUUCUGUAUAUGAUACAAGGUAAGCUCACUGAGCAGCAGUUUGCUGAUGGUGCUUGUUAUCUGACUUUUCCUCAACGGCAACUCUACGACGUCAUACACCAGCAAGACAGAGAGACCGAGGACAAUCGGACACGCCGUCAGGUCCUUCAGCGUUCUUCAGACGUCAGUCAUUUCAUUUCAGGAACCUCACCGGUGAAAGCGGUCAUAUUGCCAGUGAGAUUUGUUUGUUUAAGAGAGAUGUUACAUGAAGGUCUUUGCUUUGGAAAGUACGCAGUUAGGAAAUGCAUUUCAGGUAAGAUGAAUCAUGUUACCUACAAAAAGAUGGGUUUGUCUGAAUUCUACAAACACCCCAGAAGAAACGACUAAAAGGAGAAGUUCACUUCCAGAACAAAAAU
Messenger RNA from Hemibagrus wyckioides, 1847 nucleotides. RefSeq names its product GRAM domain-containing protein 2A. Gene Ontology annotation, cellular component: extrinsic component of cytoplasmic side of plasma membrane; organelle membrane contact site; endoplasmic reticulum membrane. Gene Ontology annotation, biological process: regulation of store-operated calcium entry. The transcript has 10 exons. NCBI's taxonomy places the organism in Eukaryota, Metazoa, Chordata, Actinopteri, Siluriformes, Bagridae. Gene Ontology annotation, molecular function: phosphatidylinositol-4,5-bisphosphate binding. Bases 409 to 1257 code for a protein of 282 amino acids. The record is from RefSeq and is a predicted model, not a curated record.